CCCAGUACUGCUCACUGCUCACACCUCCCCGCAGAGGUCAGACACAAGACAAGCUAAAGUGGAGAACCCACAUCUGGCACCUCGGUCGCAGCCUCCUCUUGCUCGUCAUGGGCGCUCCCCUCUAUGCUGUCGGCGUCCUCACAGUCUCUGACACAUGUUCCCGAGACGCCUCGUCUGAUGCCUCCGGGCCUCUCCUCCGCCGUACCCUCGAGUCACACCCCAGCGACGCCUUUCGUGUGGGCUGUUCAUCGAUCGUACCAGAUGAGCCAAAAGCAAUCAGGAGCACAGUGACUCAGUGGAUCGACGAGCUAGGCAUCAAGCUGGUCAUCACUACUGGCGGAACCGGUCUGGGAGUGCGGGACACAACGCCGGAAGCGCUGUCACCUCUGAUUGACAAGCCCACGCCAGGCAUCACUCAGGCCAUCAUCGCAGACUCGCUAGCAAGGACACCACUCGCAGCCUUGUCUCGUCUUGUCACCGGCAUCAGACAAGUGCCAUUCUCCUCCUCCUCAUCGAGUAGCAAGCACGGCUCUCCGGGGGCCUUGAUCAUCGCUCUGCCAGGCUCGCCCAAAGCAAUCAAGGAAUGUCUGCAAGUGUUACUCGGCACAUCCGAGAAGGCCGGAAUCCUCCUCCAUGCAUUGGAGCUUUGCACAGGAUUAGGUGGAGUCAAGGCUGGACACAAAACACACCAGGAGCUGCAGCACGGUCACCCUCACCAUCAUGGAGGUCUGAGCGGCACAGAGACCGAUACCGGAGCUUCAAGACAUCAACACAUCCACCAACACCCUCAGCCCCAUCACAACAGCCAUAAUCAUCACCACCACCACCAUCACCAUGGAUCGGAUCACUCACAUGGCGUCCACUCUCAUUCGGCUCCUCAGGCAAGGACCGCCUACCUCACCCACUCCGCGCACGGUUCCUCUACGCUUCGAGCCCGCCAGUCACCUUACCCUAUUCUCCCACUAGAUCAAGCCCUCUUGCUGAUCAAUGAACAUACGCCCAUGGCACGAGAAGUGGUUCAAGUGCCAGUAGAUGAAAGACUCGUUGGCCAUGUAUUAGCAGAGGACGUCUCUGCCACUACUGAUCUACCGCCGGGGAACACGACGAACGUGGAUGGGUAUGCCGUUAAUGCUGCUAGCACUCCGCCGGGCAAGUACAAGGUGGUGACGGCGUCCAUCCUUACAACCAGAGUGGCCGAGGGGCAAGAGCAGGAUGCUUCUACGUCGCUCCUCAAGCCGGGCGAGGUCUGCAGGGUGAACACAGGUCAGGGUUUGCCGGCUGGGACCGACGGUGUGGUCAUGGUGGAGGACACUGCUCUCAUUUCCACGACUGCCCAGGACGAGGAAGACGAGAUCGAGAUACUAGCACAGAUCGAUCCGAUGGAGAAUGUGCGCCGCUUGGGCUCUGAUGUGCGAGCAGGCAUGAUGGUCCUCCCAGCAGGCACGACCAUUUCGGCUCUUGGCGGAGAGAUUGGCACACUUGCCUUUUUGGGCAAGACGAACGUCAGUGUGUACAGAAAGCCAAAGGUGGCACUUUUGAGCACUGGAGAUGAGCUGAGAGACCUCAAGGAGGAUGCAGAUCAGAAGGGCGGCAAGGAAGCGUGGGGAUUCAAGGUGUAUGAUGCAAAUCGACCCGGAUUGAGAGCAGCCAUCGAAGGCAUGGGACUGGAGGUUGUGGAUCUAGGCAUCUUGGGUGACAAUCCUACGAAGCUCACAGAUAGCCUUCGCCGAGGAGCGCAAGAGGCCGACAUCAUCCUCACCACCGGCGGUACCUCCAUGGGAGAGUCUGACUUUCUCAAGCCGAUCAUUGAGAGGGAGUUGCAAGGCUCGAUCCAUUUUGGCAGAGUGGCAAUGAAGCCGGGAAAGCCAACGACAUUCGCAACCUUGCCCGCCCCAAGUGGGCAGACAGGCUCUACGCUCCUCUUUGCCCUACCGGGAAACCCCGCAUCUGCCCUCGUCUGCUUCUACAUCUUUGCGCUACCCUGCCUCCGCAAGCUUCUCGGCGUCACGCCCUCCAGCCACGACCUAGCCGCCGGCAAUGGUGAGGGUCAGGCUAAACUCUCGACAAGCAACCCCUACUCUCUUCCCCGGAUCAAGGUGCGAUUGACGAGCGAGAUGAGGCUGGACCCGCGACCGGAGUUCCACAGGGUGGUGCUCGGUCCGCCGGGUAGGGAGAGCGAGGAUGGUUUGAUGGUCGCGAGGAGCACGGGGGCGCAGAGAUCCAGCGGUAUGCAUUCCAUGGCAACGGCCAAUGCCCUCGUAUGCGUCCCUGCCCUCGAGAAGGGGGCGGAGAAAAAGUCGCUCAAGGCUGGAGAGGUGGCAGAGGCGAUCCUUCUGGGCACUCUAUCGUGACGAGAAGUGUGAACAUGGGUGGAAAGACACUUCGCCUGUACUGAUCCCCCGUCUCGUCUUUCACGGCUGAAAUUGAAUUGAAGCAUUCCUUGGACCAGG
Messenger RNA from Microstroma glucosiphilum, 2450 nucleotides. RefSeq lists its product as hypothetical. The record is from RefSeq and is a predicted model, not a curated record. Bases 108 to 2351 code for a protein of 747 amino acids. The transcript is spliced from 7 exons. NCBI's taxonomy places the organism in Eukaryota, Fungi, Basidiomycota, Exobasidiomycetes, Microstromatales, Microstromataceae. Gene Ontology annotation, cellular component: cytoplasm; cytosol. Gene Ontology annotation, biological process: molybdenum incorporation into molybdenum-molybdopterin complex; Mo-molybdopterin cofactor biosynthetic process. Gene Ontology annotation, molecular function: molybdopterin molybdotransferase activity.